Penicillium longicatenatum is the source of this 1257-nucleotide messenger RNA. RefSeq names its product putative pyridine nucleotide-disulfide oxidoreductase AMID-like. Gene Ontology annotation, cellular component: cytoplasm. The transcript is spliced from 5 exons. The record is from RefSeq and is a predicted model, not a curated record. Lineage: Eukaryota; Fungi; Ascomycota; Eurotiomycetes; Eurotiales; Aspergillaceae. Bases 1 to 1257 code for a protein of 418 amino acids. Gene Ontology annotation, molecular function: flavin adenine dinucleotide binding; electron-transferring-flavoprotein dehydrogenase activity.
AUGCCUUCUAAUGAUGGUGUGCGAGCCGUCGCUCGGUCCUUCCGGGUCCUUAUCAUUGGCGGCUCUUAUGGUGGUCUCGCUGCCGCUUUGAAUCUGAGUGAUUUGGCGCGGGGUCGAGUGUGUCGCUUCGAUUCUAACCCCGAUGCUAAACCACCCUCGUAUAAGAUUCCUCUCCAGAUCACCGUCGUGGACGAGCGGGAUGGCUACUUCCAUUUGAUUGGCUCGCCCAAGUCUCUUGUGUGUGAGAAAUUCGCUGCGGAGUCGUGGACGCGCUUCAAGGAUAUUCCUGCACUUAAGUCGCCGGAUUUCAGCUUUAUUCAGGGAACUGUCAGCAAAGUCGAUAGCGCGUCAAAGAUCGCUCAUAUCCUUGAUGCGGAGACAAAGGAAAAUCGGACGGAAAAGUAUGAUUAUUUGAUUGCCGCGUCAGGUCUGCGAAGAAUCUUCCCUGUUGCGCCGCGGUCUUUGCGACGGGAGGAGUUCUUAGAGGAGGCAAGGAAACAUGUGAAGAAUGUGCAAAAUGCCAGUCAAGGGAUUGUGGUCGUUGGUGGAGGUGCGGUCGGAAUCGAAAUGGCAGCCGAGUUAAAGGUUCUCUAUCCAGAGCAAAAGAUCACCCUUGUUCAUUCUCGAAACCGGUUGCUUUCAUCUGAGGAGUUGCCCGAUGAUUUUGCUGAGCGCGCACUCGCGAUCCUUCGCGAGGAGAACGUAGAGGUGAUCCUAGGAAAACGUGUUAUCGACACGACAGCCGUCGACUCGGGCAAGGAGCGCGCGUGGCGCUUGAUAUUGGCAGAUGGCCAGCAGCUUAUGACUGGACUUGUGUUGAAUGCCAUCUCACAACCAGUGGCUACAUCGACAUAUCUGGAACCAGAGGCACUGAAUGAGGAAGGCUUAAUCAAGAUCCACCCGUCUCUUCAAUUCUCCGGAAACAUCCCCAAUGCAGAGCAUCAUCUCGCGGUCGGCGAUCUUGCGGCGUGGUCUGGUAUCAAGCGCUGUGGUGGCGCAAUGCAUAUGGGCCAGUAUGCAGCUAACAACAUUCACCAACACAUGCUGGCCGAGUGCACAGGCGACAAACCCACUUAUAUGAACUUGACGCCCUUCCCGAAUGUUAUCGGUCUGGCUCUCGGCAAGAAGUGCGCGACCUACAGCCCGGCUGAAGGUACCAAAGAUGGAGAGGACCUAAUGGAUGUCAUGUUCGGAAAGGACAUGGCCAACAGCAUCUGUUGGAAUUAUAUGCGUCUUAACGACCCUCCCCAAGCAUGA